Notodromas monacha is the source of this 4288-nucleotide messenger RNA. Lineage: Eukaryota; Metazoa; Arthropoda; Ostracoda; Podocopida; Cyprididae. The record is from the annotation of a GenBank genome assembly.
UUUUGGUAGGUCAUGAGUGAUGGAAGUGAAAUGUGAGGAAAGAGUGGCUCAUCCGCCGCCCGGCCGACCAGAGUUGGUGGAAAAUCUGGUUGUUGCACCGGUCAAAUUUGUGAAAGGUCUUCGUAAAGCGCAUGGCGUGUUCGUGACUGAAAAUGGCUACGAGCCGCAUAUAUACAGAAUUAAUAGUAGUGCGAAAGACUCCGUGGCAGUGAAAGUUCGGUGCUAUUUCCCUACGUGCAGUGGCCGAGGAGUUGUAGCCCUGAAGGGCUUAAUGGUCAAGCUAAUACAUCAGCACGUGUGCCCUUUGGGAACGUGCACUCCUACUUCCAACAUCAAUUUUUUGAAAAAAAUCAUCUUCGAGAGUGAAGCAAGGAAAAUAAUUGAAGAUGUCCCUCAUCUAAAUGUCCGCAAAAUUGCGGAACUUCUCGCCAGAACGAUUCCUUUGGAGGAUAUCGACCUGAAGUAUAUUCGUUCCUAUCGCAGAGCGAAGUUGAAGAAGGCUGACGCAAAAAUUCACUUAGUUCCUGGAGAUUACUUCGAAUACUCCGCGAACAAACGCUAUAUUCACAAAACACUACCAUGUCCGAUGCUAGACGGAUCCGUCACUCGUUUUCCGUUCUUCGUAAAGAACGUACGGAACGAACCUGUCGGAGCUGUAUCUAUUUAUGCUGUGGAUGCUGUGAUCCCAAUUUUGAAAGCGGGUUUCGGAAUCCUCAACAUUGAUGUGACCUCUUACAUGGUUCCUGAGCCGUUCAAAUAUGUAUUCAUCAUCCAUCUUAGUCUAGAGUACAUCGCGAUGCCAGUAAUGCUUGCAUACAUGUCAAACGAUUCUGUCGCUGCCUACGACGCCAUCCUGGAAGAAUUCAAAGCAUGGUGCGAUCGUGCUUGCUGUGAUAAGACAUGGGAAGUAAUUGUUGUCGAUUGUUGGAACCCGAACAUCAGAUCCGCUUGCCAAAAAGCAUUUCCUUAUUCCAUUUUGAUGCGCUCAUGGUUUCACUUCAUUCAGGCUCUGUAUGAGAAAUCCGAACUUCUUCAGCUGCACGAGAACCUGAAAAAUAUUAAAAUUGUUGCUGAAAUAUUCGGGAUGUUGGCUUCAAUUGUACUUCUACCGCCAGACCUCAUGAUUCAGGGCAUUGCAGUCGUCAAGUCUUGCGUGCGUAAACUGCAGUGUGAUAAAGUUGGUGGAAGCAAGAACCUGGAGAGUCUGAAAAGUCUGACCAAAUUUGUUCUGGAACGCUGGCUAAGUAACGAAGAUUUUGACAAGUCAGAAAUCUCGUUGAGCGGAGGUGAAUUUGGCACGAAAAAUGUUCUUCAAAAUUUCGUAUCAAGGUUGUACGCGUCAAAAACGACCGAAGAACGAAUGGACAUAAGCGCCCACGUCGGUAAGAUAGCGGAAUUGAUCGUCGCAAAAGUCAGCGUUGAUUAUCCCGACUUCGAAGUUAUGAAGAAGAGUUAUUCGCAGAAGCGAGAAAGAAAUGUCAUGGCGGAUCCGGACAUCAUCAAGUAUCAAAAUGAAGCUUCACGCUUGUCAAAAAUGUUGGAAACGAGUGGACAAACUAACGAAAAGGUUGAACUACUGCUUCAUAUAGAACACUUUCUGUUGGCGGGAGCCAAGCAAGUUAACUCGCAUGCUAAUUUUCUCACGGGGGACUUGAAUCUGAAAGGAGAUGGGAUGGGAGUCCUCAACGUCGAUGUUAAUGCUGGAUUCCGAGCCUUAGCGCUUUCCGAAAAUAUCAGUUUUACCUCCGAAAGCAUGGAUCUAAGCGACGAAGAUUCGGAUUUCGAUCCGAUAGCACUGAAGAAAGAGAACGCCGAAUUGAAAGAAAAACUUGCGCAGUUCGAAAACGUGACUCCAUGUCCCGUUUGCAAGAAGAAUCCUUGGACUGUGAUCACGGACGUGUGUCAUCAUGUGGUGGGCUGCCUGAGAUGUGCCCUAAGUAAAGAAAUUUCCAUGGGUUCCGGUGAGAUGAGUUAUCGAAAGCGCGAGAAGCCGAUGAUCAUGUCCACGGCGGGCGCCGUGCCCACGAAGAACGAAAAGGGCGAAGUAACGAUGGAAAAGGUGAAGGUACAUCGUUACGUCACUGGUAAACGUCCAGAUUACGCUCCUGAUUCAUCAGGAGAGGAAGAAAGUGAUGAGGAGAUGUUUGCCCCACCCCAAACUGGGGCAGGAGGAAAACGCGGAAUGGUUGCUAUGGAUAGAAUGGAACGAGGUGGAGGAUCGGAAUCUGAAGAGGAAAGUGACGAAGGAGAAGAAGAAGAACUAUCAUUGGAAGAAAUCGAACGUCAACGGAGGAUUCGUCGUCAGCGCUUGCUUGAACAGGAGGAGAUGAACUUCUCCGGACGACGAAUUCAUGAACCAGAAAUUCUCGAUGCCGGUGAUUUGGAAGAUGAGGAGGAUGAAGAAGACGUCAAGCCAGACGAAGCUACCCUAAUGGGUGUAGAUAUUCGUCGAAAGCGGCAUGAAGUCCCCGCAGCAGUGAUUGGCGGCGAUGACGACGACGAAGACGAGGAGGAAGAGGAUUUGGACGAAGAAGAACUCGAGCGGAGAAGACGGCUUCUGCGAGAAAAGGCUCGUCAGCAACGUCUUCGGGAGGAGCAGGAGCUUGCAGCGAAGCAAGAGAUCCGCGUAGAGUCGGACGAAGAAGUAGAAGAAGAUGAAAGCGAGGAGGAAGAGAGCAGCGAGGAAGAAACCACCGACGAGGAAGACACGGGGCCACGACUCAAACCCGUGUUCGUGCGAAGCAAAGACCGGUUGACGCUGGAGGAGCGAGCCAAAGAAGACGAAGCUGCGAAAGCGCGAGAAGCUGAAACCAAACGCCUAAUAGAAGAAAGACGGCGGGAAACCCUGAAACUGGUUGAACAAGACCGCAAAGGUCUCGGUGAUCCUGAAAAAGUGGCCGAAUUCAAAGAACCUUGGGAAGAAGUUAUUACUGAUGAUGAAAACGACGAGGUGGAGUACGAGGCUUGGAAGCAACGGGAGAUGAAACGAGUCAAGCGGGACCGUGACGAGCGCGAAGCUCACGAACGAGAGAAAUUGGAGGCUGAACGACUCCGCAACAUGUCCGAGGAAGAACGACGACUCGAAGCCCGGCUGAAUCCCAAACUUGUCACCAACAAAGCCGCGAAGGGAAAAUACAAAUUCCUGCAGAAGUACUAUCACCGAGGAGCUUUCUUCUUGGACAAGGAAGAAAAUGUGUAUCGACGAGAUUUCUCUGGUGCUACGUUGGAGGAUAGAUUCGACAAGACUGUGUUGCCUAAGGUGAUGCAGGUGAAGAACUUCGGCCGCAGCGGUCGAACCAAGUACACUCAUCUGGUGGAUCAAGAUACGACGCAGUUUGAUUCCCCUUGGAUGGCAGAAACCGCCAUAAACGUCAAGUUCAAUACCACUCACGGCGGUGGAAUGAAACAGGUCUUCGAACGGCCUUCGUUGCGUAAAGACCGACAAGAAGGCGGGACAAAUUGAUCAAUUGUGAUUAUUUUUUUAUUGCAUGAGUUUUCUUAUGUCAUGUGCCCGAUUUUUGCAGGGUGAUUUUGCGACAUUUUGGCGAUAGCAAGAAGCGAAAAUUUAUGUUGAACACCAGUCUAGGCAAUUUUCAAUACCUCGUGUAUUUCCAGCCUCGAAUUCUCGAAGUACUAAGGUGUCCAAAAUUUAACUGAGCUAUAAUUAAUUCCUAAUUAAUACAAAUCUACAUUACAUUUUGCCUUACACGUUGUAGUACGGUGUUUUUUUUUUAAGCCUGUCCUUCGCAAUGACGAAUUGAUUUGUUUUGGGUAAAUGUCACUGACAGUCACAGUAGAUAAUUGAAUAUUAAUCUCAAACUGAAUCAUCGCAAACUCCAUCUGCUUUUGGGUACUUUUUGUGUUCAUUGGCGUUGCAUUCAUAUUCAUAGUUGGAAGAAAACCGAAGGAUUCGUCGGUUUCAAGUGGAUUUUCCGUAAUUGAAUGAAUCGGUGAAAACAGUUAAUUAUUUUUACUGCUUCAAAAAUCCUUUUCAGGCCUUCAGACGGGAACAUUUACCAGAUACAUUCAUGUGUUUAACCGGAGUACAGUAAAUUCUUGGAUACCCUAGAUUUAACUCGAGUCGCGAUUCAGUUUUCGCCGAAAGAACUCGUCCAAUGGUUGUUAAAAAAAUCAACCAUAAUUUGAGCGUUUGCUUUUGCCAAUCCUGUUGCUAAUUAUUCUGUAGAUGAAGAGCGAUGAAGGGUGGUUUCCCACUUCUGUGGAUUUGUUGGGUGUGUGUUGCGUAACUGGACCUUUUGGAAUAAAUGUUAAGAAAAUGACCAAAGAA